Messenger RNA from Papaver somniferum (opium poppy), 982 nucleotides. RefSeq lists its product as uncharacterized. The transcript is spliced from 2 exons. Lineage: Eukaryota; Viridiplantae; Streptophyta; Magnoliopsida; Ranunculales; Papaveraceae. Gene Ontology annotation, molecular function: protein binding. The record is from RefSeq and is a predicted model, not a curated record. The coding region runs from base 291 to 908 and encodes 205 amino acids.
ACACUUUCUUUCUCUCUCUCUAAAACAGAGAAUUCACAGUCGCAAACAGAGAGAUAAAAAGGAAAGACUCUUUCUUCAUUCUUCUCCUUAGAUUUCUCCCCCUCUCUCUUCACAAAAACAUUCUCUCUUCCAAUCUCCACAAUAGACGGAUUGAUUUACAUCUCUCGGAUUUUCUUUCCUCUUUUAAUAUCCCCCAUUUGUUUCUCUCUCUCACUCUAAAUUCCCAUUUUUAUUUUCUAGUACUCUGUUUUCUCUUCUUUCUUUAAACGAACAAGAACAAGGCUUCAAACAUGGCGGGUCUUACUGCAUCAUUAGAGCUUUCAUUCCAAAACUGUUCACUAUCUGGCGGUAGUUCUGAUGAGGAUGAUAGUGGGAUUGGUUUAUCUGCCACUUCUGAUGAUACGCCUCAAAAUCAUACUUCAAGUGGGAGUUUAGAACUUAAUUCACAUGUUUCACUUCCUUAUCAAUGGGAGCAAUGUCUUGAUUUAAAGACAGGGGAGAUAUAUUAUAUGAACUGGAUGAAUGGGAGAAGAGUAAAAGAAGAUCCAAGAAAGAUGUUUAAUGGUGGGAAUGGAGGUGACCAUUUGUUCCAUUAUCAUACUGAUAAUGAUAAUGAUGAAGACAGUUCAUACGAUAGCGACGAAGGAUCAUCAACAUCAUCUCCUUGUUCAUCAACAACUACUGAUAAUAGUAAAAGCAAUGGUUAUUAUACAAGUAACGAUCAUCAUCAUCAAGCUAAUGGGGAUGAUGAUGGUGAUGAUGAAGACCAAAUACUUGUUGUUGCUGGUUGCAAAUCAUGCCUAAUGUAUUUCAUGUUACCAAAAAGAGUUGAAGAAUGUCCAAAAUGUAAUGCUCUUCUUCUUCAUUUUGAUCAUCGUUCUGAUCAAAACAACAUCAUCAUCGAUUGAUCAUCAAUUUCUUUCUUUCUUUCUCUGUUUCCACAAUGUAGUUUGAUUUAAUCAAUGAAUUUCCACUUUGUUUA